Messenger RNA from Didymodactylos carnosus, 1617 nucleotides. The record is from the annotation of a GenBank genome assembly. Lineage: Eukaryota; Metazoa; Rotifera; Eurotatoria; Philodinida; Philodinidae.
AUGUCAGCUAUAACAACAUUAAAUCCAAAAGCUGAAAGUGCUCGUCAAGCACAAGCAUUAGCCAUUAAUAUUUCGGCUGCAAGAGGUCUAGCCGAAAUGUUAAAAACAAAUCUUGGUCCAAAGGGAACGAUGAAAAUGUUAGUAUCAGGUGCUGGUGAAAUCAAAAUAACGAAAGAUGGAAAUACUUUACUCCAUGAAAUGCAAGUUCAACAUCCAACUGCAUCAUUGAUCGCUCGAGCCGCCACAGCUCAAGAUGAUAUUACCGGCGAUGGUACAACAAGUAUCGUGUUAUUAAUUGGUGAAUUAUUAAAACAAGCUGAUCUUUACAUUAGUGAAGGAUUACAUCCUCGUAUUGUUGCUGAAGGUUUUGAAUUAGCCAAAAAAGAAUCAUUAAAUGUGUUAGAUAAAUUAAAAAUACCGCUGAAAACAAAUCCAAUAGAUCGUGAAAUUUUAGUACAAAUCGCUCGUACAUCACUUCGUACAAAAUUGACACUGGAAAAUGCUGAUCUUUUGACAGAGAUAGUUGUAGAUGCUCUACUUACUUUGCAUGAGGAUGGUAAGCCAAUCGAUUUGAAUAUGGUUGAAAUAAUGGAAAUGAUGCAUCGUACAGAAUCUGAUUCACGACUUGUACGUGGUAUUGUCAUGGAUCAUGGUGGCCGACAUCCAUCAAUGCCAAAAGCUUUGAAAAAUGCUUAUAUUUUAACAUGCAAUGUUUCGCUUGAAUAUGAGAAAACAGAAGUGAAUGCUGGAUUUUUCUAUAAAAAUGCUGAGGAACGCGACCGUCUUGUUUCAUCAGAAAGAAAAUUUAUUGAUGAUCGUGUUCAAAAAAUACUUGAUUUGAAGAAAAAAGUUUGUGGUGAUGAUAAAACAAAACAUUUUGUGGUUAUUAAUCAAAAAGGUAUUGAUCCAUUUUCGUUGGAUGCAUUGGCCAAAGAAGGAAUACUCGCUUUAAGACGUGCUAAACGACGAAAUAUGGAACGUUUAACACUAGCAUGUGGUGGUGAAGCAAUGAAUUCGCUUGAAGAUUUAACGAAAGAUUGUUUAGGUUAUGCUGAAGACGUUUAUGAGCAUGUUUUGGGUGAAGAAAAAUUCACAUUUGUUGAAGGAUGUAAAAAUCCAAAAUCUGUAACAAUUUUACUCAAAGGCAGUACAAAAUACAUCAUGAAUCAAUUGAAAGAUGGUGUUCGUGAUGGUUUACGAUCUGUGGUUAACGCAAUCGAAGAUGGUUGUGUUAUUCCUGGUGCCGGUGCGUUGGAGAUUGUUACCCAUCAAGCUUUGACACAAUAUAAAGAACAAGUGAAAGGUCGUGCACGUCUCGGUAUACAAGCGUUUGCUGAAGCCUUAUUAAUAAUACCAAAAGCUGUAGCACAAAAUGCUGGACAUGAUCAACAAGAUACAAUUGUUAAAUUACAACAUGAAUAUGCAAAUUCAAAAAUGCCUGUUGGUGUUGAUGUUACAUCAGGUGAACCAAUGGAUCCCAAAUCGGCUGGCAUCUACGAUAAUUAUCGUGUUAAAAAACAAUUAAUACAUUCAAGUACAUCAAUAGCAACAAAUCUCAUUUUGGUUGAUGAAAUUUUGCGUGCGGGUCUAUCAUCGUUAAGACCAGGUGCUCAAUAA